Messenger RNA from Mytilus trossulus (common blue mussel), 2324 nucleotides. RefSeq lists its product as uncharacterized. Gene Ontology annotation, molecular function: protein binding. The transcript has 3 exons. The record is from RefSeq and is a predicted model, not a curated record. Bases 123 to 1781 code for a protein of 552 amino acids. NCBI's taxonomy places the organism in Eukaryota, Metazoa, Mollusca, Bivalvia, Mytilida, Mytilidae.
UAAUUUAAAAAAUCCAUUCAAUAUUCACCCGUUACACUCACCAGAUAACGACUUCUUCGAACAAAACCAAAAACUUAUCACGGAAGUGGAUAUAGUUUAAGUUUGAGUGAAAAUAUCUGACGAUGAAUGGAAACAGUGAUAUACAAAAGACAAUUGAACAUUUUAUUGACGCAGUGAAAGGACGUGCGCCUCCUGACAGAUUGCGUCACUAUUUAGGAGAAUCUAAACCUCGACACAUCGUCGAUUGGACUGAUGACAAUGGCCUGGACCUUUUACAUCAUUGUAUUAUUCUAAACAGCUCGGAAUCAGUGGAGUUUCUUUUGUCACAUCGAUAUUUUAAUGAAUCGCAUCAACCAAAAUACAAUCCGUAUCUACACCUGGCCGCAAAACUAGGGUUAAGGACUAUUCUUGGUGUAAUCCUGACUCAUCGUCAGAACGAUAAUCGACCGAUGACAAAUCUUAUCUAUCCCGAUGUGAUGAACAGAAAUGACAAAAAUCUGUGUAUAAAGUUAGAAAAUCAAUCAAAGGUUUCACCUUUAGAUGUUGCCGCAUUGAACAAGCAUAUGGACUGUGUUCAUCAAAUUUUAAAUAUUUGCGUUUUAAAGAAAAAUCCAGAACACAAUAACAGCGGAUAUAUUGCAUUGGCGACUUUGGAUGGAUCUGCAAAAGCAUUGCAAUAUUUGCUCGAACAUAAAUACCAAAGUGAUGAUGUGAGAGAAGCCAUUGAAAUAGCAGUAAGAUGUGCCAGAGCUUCCUGUCUUGAUCUUCUUCUUGAAACGAAAGUGAAGACACGUGACCUGUUUGAAGGCAAAAACCCAUUUCAUAUGCUUUAUACAUUCAGUUCAGGAAAGGAAUUCGGCCGGGGCGGCUAUGCUAGCUUACCUGCCGUGACAACCGUCCUCGUGAAACACAAAUUUGACGUCUGCGUCAAAGAUCCAACAAAUACGUAUCCGUUGUAUAGUUUGUUAUCUAAUUCUCUGUGUAUGCACGACUCUAUCAAUACGCAAUACUAUAUUGAAUGUGUGCGCAUUUUACUGGAAGCGGGCGCAAACGCGAACUUUGAUGAAUGUAAAUAUGAACAAACAAUGAAUUCUAAAGGAAAAAAAUCUCUUGUCGGGAGACGAUCUUUUUUAUCAGCAAUGCACUGCCUUUUGGAAACAGUAGAGACGUACUCAGAGUUUUUGGAAUCGGCGUCAUUGGCUGUCAAAUUUGUUCUAGAAUGUGGGGAAGCAUUGCUUUCACAUGCUGCUAAAACUAACAAAAACGCACGUUCAUCCAAACAUAGGAAUAGUGUUUUAGGACCGAUUCUUCACCAGUAUGCGAAAACAAGCGUCGCUAUAGGAGUCGAUGAAACGGUUUUCCGGUUCCUACUGCGCUAUGGAGCUGACGCUAAUUAUAAAUCAAAUGACAAAUAUAUAAUUAAUACAUAUUUAGACGGUCUUCUAGACAAACUUGGCCAGAUAGCCCCAUACAUUAGACAACCCGAUCACGCCAAUGACGUUGAAAUAAUGCUUAAAAUGUGCAAAUACAUGUCGAGAAAAUCUAUAAAAGAUGCCCUUCGACUAUUCAAAAACAGACAUUACAGGCCAAUAGAACAGACCGCAAAGUAUAUCACUAUGGCACAGAAAGAAUUAGAACGGCAAAGUAACACAAUUCAACCAUUGAAACAUCUAGCCGCAAAAUCGGUCUGGGAAAUAUGUGACAGAAAUGCUAGUUCCGUCCAUAAGCUAACAGUUAGCUCAGAACUCAAAACAUGUAUUCUUCCUAUCGUGAACUGGUAGUUUUAAUUUAUUCAUCCCCUUAAGGAAACAUUAUGAAGUCUUAAUAUCCUUUAACAAUCAUAUUCCCUUUAACAUUAUUCACAAAAUCAAAAAGUUCAGAGUUUGAUAUGCAUUUGUAAUUUAGACACGUUUGAAAAAGUAAGGCAAGUAUUUUUCACAUUAUCGUAAAAAGUCAGAGGGUAUAGAUCUAUAUGUUUGACUGCAUUAAAUUAUUGUAUACAUAUAAAUUUCAUGCAAAUGGCUCGUGUGUGAAAUAAGUUGAGGAAAUAUCAUAUGAUCAUUCUUCUAUGACUUUCAAUUGGUUUUGUUUAAAUGAUUUUGAGAAAUGAUUAUUGUAAGAAAAGUCUAACUAUUGAUUUUUUGUUUUGUUUCAUCGUAUAAUAUUUUUACUGUGCCAAAUAUACACAUCCGUCCAAAUUUGUUUCUAUUAAAAUCUACAGAUCUUUUAAAAUUACAUAUACGGAAACUCAUAUAGAUUCAUUGACACUUGUGAGCAAAAUUAAUUAGUAUAUUCAACCAGUUAUAUUAGCUUUAUUAUACAAU